CAAUAUUCGUAGCUGAUGAGAAGCUUGUGAGGCCAAAUCCAUCGAUGGCGAUGGAGUUGCUCGGCCUCUCCAAGUUCAAGCUUCAGCUACUCGCGCUGAUCGCCGAAGCCCGCGACAUCCGAGUAAAUUGAAUCUCCGCUCUCCCGACGUGGUUUUCUCCUCGUCAUUCUCUUUGGUUUCCUUCUUCACAGGGAAGCGAACGAAGCGCCCGAGAGGAGCUCCAACUCUCCAUCCAGAGGCGAGAGCAGAUCGAAGCGGAGUACACGAAGAAGUUGCAAGAGUUGCAAGCAGAGAUUGCGUCGCACGAGGAGUCGCAGCGCAGGCUCGAAGACAAGGUGCUUUCUCCACACUUAAAGCGCUUUUCAUGAUUUGAAUUCAAACUCUGGCUCUCUUGAUCAAUGUCGUAUACCUCGAGAGGCAUGCCGAUUUAUAGCAUGAGAAGUGGAUAGCGGAUGUCUUUGGCUGUUUCAGUGAUCGCGAAUCGCAUUUAGGAAAGAAGAAGACAAGAUACUUGGAAAGGCGAAAUCGAUUUGCUUCCGCUAGUUAGAGAAAUUAACAGAUGGGCACAACGUGACAAAGUAGUGGAAUGACAUCUAAAUCGCAAUUAAUGCAAUCAUUGGCAGCCCUUCUCUUUCCUGCUUCUUUUUCUUGGUCUUCUCUGACGACAACCGUGUCCAAGACCAAGCAGUUCCAUGCGUUCCUCGUCACUACCUCCUGCCUCUCCCUAGACCACGCCUUUUUGGCCGCGAAUCUCCUCCGCUCCUAUGCCUCCCAUAACGACCUACUCUCUGCUCGUCGCCUGUUCGACCAAUGUCCCCACCGAACCACCCUCCUCUGGAAUUCCAUCAUACGAGCCCAUGCUCGCCUCCGCCACUUCCCCCUUGCCUACACCCUCUUCAACAGCAUGCGCCGUGAUCAUAGCGCUAAGCCUGAUUGCUACACCUUUGCCUGUGUCCUUCGUGCCUGUGCGGACAACUCUGAUAGCAGUGGUGCUGAGAUGGUCCAUGCCAUUGUCCUGUCAUCUGGUCUUGCCCUUGAUCUUAUAGUCAGCAGCUCCCUGGUUAGCACCUACUCAAAACUAGGCUUUCUCAACAAUGCUAGAACCGUGUUCGAUCAGUUGCAUACACCAGAUUUGGUGGUAUGGAAUUCAAUCAUUGCAGGAUACGGGUACGGUGGUUUUUGGCAGGAGGGGUUGCAAUUAUUUCGAAGAAUGAGAGAGACCAAUGCAAAACCAGAUGGGUACUCCAUGGUUGCAUUGAUCUCCUGCAUCUGGAAUCCAAGCAUUCUGCAUUUUGCCAAAGGAAUACAUGGACUUUGCUUGAAAGGAGGGUAUGAUUGCAGCUCACAUGUGAGCAGUGCACUUGUUACCAUGUAUGCCAGAUGCAGGUUGAUGGACUUGGCUUGUCAAAUCUUCAGUUGUAUAUACCAGCCAGAUCUGGUUACUUGGUCAGCUCUUAUAUCUGGUUUUUCACUGGCAGGACAAUACAAGGAGGCUCUAACGCUGUUUAGAAAAAUGACUAGUUCAGGUAAAAGGCCAGAUGCGAUCUUAAUUGCUUGUGCUCUCUCUGCUUGUUCUUCGAUUGCAGCAAUCAGACCAGGCAAAGAGAUCCAUUGUUAUUCCAUGAGGAGCAGCAUCAAUCUAGACACUGCAGUAUCAUGUGGUCUCAUAGAUAUGUAUGCGAAAUGUGGUUUUCCUGAAUUGGGAUUUCAGUUGUUUGAAUUGAUGCCGGAGAAGGGUGUAAUUGCCUAUAAUGCAGUUAUAUCAGGUCUAGGUUCCCAUGGACUUGUUGACCAGGCUUUUUUUCUUUUAAAGUGGAUGCUUGAUAGAGGCUAUCAGCCUGAUGCUGCCACAUUUUCAGCUCUUCUAUGUGCUUGUUGCCAUUCAGGGCUUUUGGAUAAAGGAUUGGAGCUCUUUAAUAGAAUGAGAGAUGAAUUUGGUAUAGAAGUACAGAUGGAACACUAUGUGUACAUGGUAAAGAUUCUUGCAAUGGUUGGUCGAUUGAAAGAGGCUUAUGAUUUUAUACAUACAAUGCCAAAGCCAGCAGAUUCUGGUGUUUGGGGGGCAUUGUUAUGGGGUUGUAACAUUCAUGGUCAUCUGGAGAUGGGCAGAAUUGUUGCUAAAAAGCUCUUUGAGAUAGAUCCAAGAAAGGCUGCAUACAGAGUGAUGCUUUCCAACAUAUAUGCUGCCGAAGAGAAGUGGGAAGUUGUAAAGACUCUAAGGGAUCAGAUUGCAGUAGUAGGUUUGCAAAAGAAUCCUGCAUUCAGUUGGAUUGGAGACCAUGAUCUAUGACGUUACAGCUAUUGUUUCUAAAUUUUUACAGGAAAUUCUAUGUGGUAAAGUAUGUUGAGACUGAGAAAGACUUACUGAAGAAAAAGGAGAAAGAGUUAAAAGAAACUAUCAACAGCUUGCUUCAGUCGAGAGAAGCUUUCCUAAGCCAUUAUGAGGUUUAUGUGGAUUAAAAAGACUGCCUUUGAGGAGUUCCAUACAUGACUAGUGAUAUUCCAUUGGAAAAUCAUCCUGUUGUAGACCUCUGUUGGAAGAUUGCUGGUAAAUUUUGAUGAUUAUGAACUUGAAAUGCAGGAUUCUACAUAUCAAUUGAAGCAAAGCAUUCAAAAAAGGGACAGAAAGCUUGUGCUCCUUACUGAAAA
Molecule: messenger RNA, 2649 nt
Organism: Musa acuminata AAA Group (dessert banana)
Lineage: Eukaryota; Viridiplantae; Streptophyta; Magnoliopsida; Zingiberales; Musaceae
Product: putative pentatricopeptide repeat-containing protein At1g64310
Exons: 4
Coding region: 587-2290 (567 amino acids)
Biological process (GO): mitochondrial RNA modification
Molecular function (GO): protein binding
Source: RefSeq, a predicted model, not a curated record